Molecule: messenger RNA, 961 nt
Organism: Molossus molossus (Pallas's mastiff bat)
Lineage: Eukaryota; Metazoa; Chordata; Mammalia; Chiroptera; Molossidae
Gene: TATDN3
Product: TatD DNase domain containing 3
Exons: 10
Coding region: 25-849 (274 amino acids)
Molecular function (GO): hydrolase activity, acting on ester bonds
Source: RefSeq, a predicted model, not a curated record
GCUGAGGGUACGCCGGCCGCGGCGAUGGGGUCGGAGGGCGUAGGGCUGGUGGACUGCCACUGUCACCUCUCCGCGCCGGACUUCGACCGCGAUCUGGAUGAUGUGUUGGAGAAAGCCAAGAAAGCCAAUGUUAUGGCUCUUGUGGUGGUUGCUGAACAUUCAGGAGAAUUUGAAAAGAUUAUACAGCUUUCAGAAAGAUAUAAUGGGUUUGUCCUGCCAUGCUUGGGUGUUCAUCCAGUUCAAGGACUUUCACCAGAAGACCAAAGAAGUGUCACAUUAAAGGAUUUGGAUGCAGCUUUGCCCAUUAUCGAGAAUUAUAAGGAUCGAUUGUUGGCAGUUGGAGAGGUGGGACUAGAUUUCUCCCCCAGAUUUGCCAGCACUGAUGAACAGAAGGAAGUGCAAAGACAAGUCCUAAUCAGACAGAUCCAAUUAGCCAAAAGACUAAAGUUGCCUUUAAAUGUGCACUCACGCUCAGCUGGAAGACCCACCAUCAGCCUCUUAAAAGAGCAAGGUGCUGACAAAGUGCUGCUACAUGCUUUUGAUGGCCGGCCAUCUGUAGCCAUGGAAGGAGUAAAAGCUGGAUACUUCUUCUCAAUUCCUCCUUCUAUCAUAAGGAGUGGACAGAAGCAGAAACUUGUGAAACAGUUGCCUUUAACCUCAAUUUGCUUGGAAACAGAUUCACCUGCACUAGGACCAGAAAAACAGGUACGGAAUGAACCCCGAAACAUUUCCAUUUCAGCGGAAUAUAUUGCCCAGGUGAAAAGAAUCUCAGUGAAAGAAGUCAUAGAAGUGACAACACAGAAUGCACUGACGCUGUUCCCCAGGCUUCAGCACCUGCUCCAGAAAUAGCUUCAAAACCAAAUCAGCUGCAGGGGGCAGCUGGUUAAUAGUCUGAACUGAAGAAUCCAUUAUACAGGGAUUGAGAAGAUUAUACAUUUAUUUAUUUUAUUUUUCUUCUUUA